AUGGUGGAUGAGAAGCAGACAAGAGAAGAAUUAAUUUUGGCAUUAGGAGGGACUCCAACACCUGCAGCAUCCAGCCUGGUGAGAUGGGCCAAAGAGCUGGGAAACGCUCUCAAAGAUGCAUUGAAGCCAGCAUAUGAAAGUGCUCCAUACAAGUGGUUACGUUCUUUCUCAGCGGUGUCACCUGUACCCUCAGGGGAGGAUGAUUACGAGACCUGGAGGGAUUUUACUGUGCCACUUGUCCAAGAGUGGGAAUGCUCUGAUGCUGAGAAGCAGAAACGUGUGCUUGAGAGUCUGAGGGGACCUGCCAUGCGAAUUGUCCGAGCCCUGAAAGACUCCCAACCAGCUGCCACAGUGCAAGGCUAUUUAAUCGCUCUUGAGAGUGUCUACGGUGUUACUGAUAGCAGUGAAGACCUGUAUUAUCGUUUCCGCCAUACCUAUCAAGAGCCCCACGAACGAUCGUCGGAUUUCAUCAGGAGACUAGAGGAUUUGCUACAGCAGGUAGUGCGGAAGGAGGGCAUCCCCACCAAGUGCAUUGAUUCCGCUAGGUUGGACCAAAUCCUUCAGGGCACCUGGCAAGAUGGGUUGAUGUUGUGGCGACUGCAGCUGAGGGAGCGGGCCCAAAACCCAACCCCAUUCCACAAGCUCAUUCGAGAGAUACGUGAAGAGGAGGAGUGA
This is a messenger RNA of Malaclemys terrapin pileata, 675 nucleotides long. Its product is annotated as paraneoplastic antigen Ma1 homolog. The transcript has a single exon. Lineage: Eukaryota; Metazoa; Chordata; Testudines; Emydidae. Bases 1 to 675 code for a protein of 224 amino acids. The record is from RefSeq and is a predicted model, not a curated record.